AUGAGAGAGAAAGAGACCCUGAAAACAUACUCGGACAGAUAUUGGGAGAUGUACAAUGAGAUGGACAGUAACUUUGAAGACGGCGCCAUCAGCACCUUCAAGAGCGGCCUCCCGACCGAGCAUGGCUUAAGGAAGUCCCUAACGGGAAAACCUGUCACCAAUUUGCACCAACUCAUGGACCGUAUUGACAAGUAUAAGAGGGUCGAGGAAGACCAGCAAAUGGAUAAAGGAAAGGAUAAGGUUAUCCCUCAGGAAAGAAGGGAUUUUAGGUCGGACCAAUACAAUAAUAGCCGGCCACGGAGAGAUUUCGGUGGUCAGUUAGGACCUACCAACACUCAGACGGUCAAUGCAGUGUUCCGAGAACCGAUGCACCAGGUUCUGGAGAAGAUUAAGAACGAACCGUUCUUCAAAUGGCCAAACAAGAUGGCUGGGAACCCCUUGAGACAAAACCAAAACCUUUAUUGCCAGUACCAUCAGGACCAAGGGCACACUACAGAGGAUUGUAGGAAUUUUUGGGACCAUUUGGACCAGCUAGUCCAAGAAGGGAAGCUGAAACAUCUGUUGCAUCACACCAGUAGCCGAAGGGGCCAAACAAGUUCGGAACCCAUAAGGGAUGAUUCUUCAAGACCGCCCUUGGGAACUAUCAAUGUUAUCUUCGCUGCUCCCGGCAGGACCGGUUCUUGCCCUUCCAGAGUAAUGUCCGUAGCUCGACUUCCCGCCAAGAGAUGA
Molecule: messenger RNA, 729 nt
Organism: Quercus robur (English oak)
Lineage: Eukaryota; Viridiplantae; Streptophyta; Magnoliopsida; Fagales; Fagaceae
Exons: 1
Coding region: 1-729 (242 amino acids)
Source: RefSeq, a predicted model, not a curated record